AUGUCGGGCCGAAAAGAGACUGUUCUGGAUUUGGCAAAGUUCGUCGACAAGGGUGUGCAAGUCAAGCUGACCGGUGGAAGACAAGUUACUGGUACACUGAAAGGAUAUGACCAAUUGCUGAAUCUAGUUCUGGAUGAAGCCAUUGAAUUUCUUAGAGAUCCAGAAGACCCCCUGAAGACUACUGAUCAGACUCGUCGCCUUGGCUUAAUAGUUUGUCGAGGAACGGCUGUGAUGCUUGUUUCCCCAACUGAUGGGACAGAAGAAAUUGCUAAUCCAUUCCUUCAGUCUGAUGGGGCAUAA
Messenger RNA from Striga hermonthica, 300 nucleotides. Lineage: Eukaryota; Viridiplantae; Streptophyta; Magnoliopsida; Lamiales; Orobanchaceae. The record is from the annotation of a GenBank genome assembly.